UUUUUCGCAUGCGUCUAGUUUUUAUAUUUUAAUGCAGGUAACAUACUGGGAAGUUUUAGUCGUUAUUUGUAUAAUCGUAUCAUUGUGUUAUAGCUUUAUAAAACUGAUUCGCAUGGGGUCAUCACCGGGUGAUUCCCUUGCAACGAUUUUGCUAAGUUUAGAUGCAUCAAGGGGAACCCCCUAUGCCAUGCCGUUAGAAUUCAGCUUCUUAGUAUGCAUUUUAGCAAAAUAUUGUUGACUUUUGUGGGGUCCUAAGAACCUAAAGUACCGAACGGACUCAUCUGAGAUAGACUCACAAGGUGCGGCCAUACGAAACACUUAAUUUUUGUCUGAACCUUCAAAUUUAGUUCACUCUCGGGGUUUUCCACUAUCAAAGGGGAAAACCUGGCCUUAUUUUAGGGGAACUAGUGCUGAAGUGCAUGCGUUGGGUUUAUACUUUGAUUGGUAUGAUUCCUUAUCCAUCCGGAUGAACUGUAUUUUCGACACGGUUGAAUCGAUCUAAUCUCUGUACGAAUCGUCGGGUCAUUGCGUUUACCCUUGUCAUUUGGAGCCUCGCUUUGAUCUUGUCUUACCACAAAUUGACCAAUCAGCAUGCCAGCUGGCAGGGAAUCUCCAGGCUUUUCCUUUGUGAAGAGAGCUGUGAAAUUCAACGCUUGUACUUUUGUUUAUAGCUUAAAUAUGACAUGGAGUCUGGAGAGAUUAAAAAAGAUCGGGGAAGUCGAGCACUGGCUGAAGAACAAACAACCGAACCUGAUUUUGACGUAGAGGUCAAAGACGGCAGAUCAGACAGGGAUGCAAAGAAGUGGUCAGUAAACAAACCCCCAUCUGACAAAAGCAGUGAAGAACAAGAAGUCAAAAUGUCUCUAAAACGUAAAUUAGGAGGUGAAAAAUCUCAGCAAAGUCCAGAGAAAAAGACCAAGAUAAAAGAUGACAAAAAGAUAGAUGAAGAUGAGGCCUCUGAUAAAGAUGACGUUGCAGAGCCUGAGCUCGUUGAUGGUGAUGAGAAUGUAGAUCUGCCAGUGACAGUCGUACAUAAAGGGGAAGGGAUGAGAGAGAAAGAAGAAAAACAGCAGCAAAGUGAUGAUGCCUGGGAAACUGAGGAGCUGACAGAGGAAAAAGAGGAAGCAGAUACACUUCUUUGUGAGGAUGAAAAUGCAUUGGCUAAAAGGGGUGCUGGUGAAACAAAAACUGGAUGUGGUGGGGACUUAAAUGUGAGCAAAGAGACAACAGAGAUGCCUACGGUAGAGAAGGAUGGAGAAACAGAUACCAACAACUCUGGAGAGGACGAUGUGGAAGACCUCUCACUGAACAAUAAAUCAAAGAGUGGAGAGAGACUGCCUAAAGAUAAGGAUACAGAUGUUCCAGAAGACAAAGAGCAUACUCUUCCAGUGUCAAAAUCAGUCGCAAGUGAAGGAAAAUCUGAAAACAGCAAGGACAUGCCGGAAGAAUCUCAGUCAGUCAAGUCGGAUGGCAGCAGUGAUAAAGAAAAUGUUAACUGCGAGGUACCCAUGGACCUCAGCAACAGUGGCACACCAGAUGCUGAUGUUAUCAUGCUUUCAGAUGAAGAUGAGCCACUUCAAGGGUCAAAGCGACCUAAAGAAGAGCCCAGGAAAUAUUUUCAGCGAGUCAAACGGCUGCAGGCAGAGCUGAGAAAUGAAGAAGCCAAACUGGUGUUGCUGAAGAAACUUCGUCAGAGUCAGCUUGCUCCUCAGAUACAGGAGCAUCCACCUGUGGUUGGGUCAGGCACCACCCCAAACAGCAGCCAGCUCAAACCCAGCAUUCCUCGUCAACAAGGGGGACCACCUCCACUUGUCAAAGGGGGGCAGAUUCAGGGAAGGAGCUCUGGAAUGCAUCUUCCGCAACAACAGCAGCCGCCACAGCAACAGCAGCACAGUCGCUCUGCUGUACAAGGUCAAAGUCGAAAUGUUCAAGGGCCUCCACCUCUUAUUGGUGCGUCCCGUUCUAACACCAGUGCCAGCAAUGGCCAUGGUCUGCAAAAUAUAACUAGCAUUCGUGGCUUGAUGCCAGGCAUCAGCCAGAUUACCCCCUCCUCCCACCGUAGUCUCCAGCAGCAACAGCAGCCGCAAGCAUCAACUCCUCCCCAGCCAGCAGGUGACAACACCCAGACACCAGCUCAACGACAGGCAGCAGCUAAACUAGCGCUCAGAAAGCAGUUAGAGAAAACCUUGCUGCAGAUCCCACCUCCUAAACCCCCAGCACCUGAAAUGAAUUUCAUUCCCUCAUUGGCCUGCCCAGACUUUGUCCUGCUUCUGGGGCUUGAGGAGGUUGUCAAUCAUAUAGUGGAUUUGCAGCUGAUUGCCCGUGGGCAGAAGUCAGCUGACGAGAAGUUCAUCUGCAACCCAUUCACUUGUGUGCAAUGUGGCACCGAUUACACUCCAGUGUGGAAGCGCGAGAAGCCAGGGUCGAAGAACGUGAUCUGUGAGCACUGUGUGACGUGGAACCAGAAGCGGGCGCUGAAGCAGGAGCACACCAAUCGCCUCAAGAGUGCCUUUGUCAAGGCUUUACAGCAGGAACAAGAAAUUGAACGCAUGCAGGCUCACUGCCUGACCUCUCCUUCUCCCCCAAUGCCCUCAGCCACUCCCCCUGCUCCGCCUCUUGUCACUGCCCCUCCCCAAGCUUUGGCUGCAGCAGCUAACUCUGUGGCAGCAGUAGCCUCAAUAAGCCUCAGUCCAGCCUCAUUUCGUACAAGUGCAGAACAGGCAAGGCAGCAUCACAGUUUCCUGCAGGCCCAGCAGAUGAGGGCUGCUCAGCCUCUAGGUAUUCCAGGAUUUGGUGGCCGUCCUCCCUUCCCAUAUGGGCUUCACUACCCGAACAUCAAACAGGCCGAUCUACAGAGGCAGUAUCUACUGGACAUGAUUCCUCGUGCAACAUCGGGCAUGCCGUGGAAACACUGACCUAGCUCCAGACCUAGGUUAUACGUAGGGUGUAUGUUGUUUAGCCUGCGUGUGCGAAUGCAUGGGUGUGUUCUCACAUAGAUAAAUGUCUGAACACUUCAUUCUCUUUGCUGGGCCCUUACAGUGUUUAUACAGUAACAGAGUGCGGCAUUGGAGGCCACUGGAUGGGUGAGGCUGUGGUAGCUGUUCAGCUAAUAGGGAACUGAAUAGAUGUGUAGACAGUGCCAUGACUGCCAAAGACAAACAGUAGGAAGCUGUGUGUGGAAGAACAUUUUUACAGAGACAGCAGUGUGUCAUAGAACUCUUCUUUGAAGUGUAGAUAAGACCAGACACUGUUAGUCUGCUCUGAUUACUUAGACGUUCUCUUCUGUGGGGAAUAAUGGGUAAAAUUUUGCAAGUACAUAAAAUUUAUUGUGUUUUAUUUAUGUCCUUCAUGGUUAGGCAGUUAUCUUGCGUAAAAUAUUUGUCUUUUCUUCACCUGAUUUUCACAGAGACUAGACCUAAAGGAAGGUUACACAGCUGUAUCAAAAGGCAAACGUUUUUUCUGCCUUGUAAUUUUGUUCUUUCUUUUUUUGUUUUGUUUUUGGUUGCCAUAUGUAUUUUUCUUGUGUUGAGAAAGCCAGCAAAGGGAAGCAAAAAGUUUUAUUCCCACUGUCUAGACUGCUUAUUUUUUAUCUAAAAAAAAUGUUAAUUGAAACGUUACCACUUUAAUAUAAUUGUCAAGCUGAAUGCAAGUAGUGGAUGAAACAGUGUUGUAUCAUGGUAUCCAUAAAGUGUGUGAAAGAUUUGAAGCUGUACUGUCAUCACUGCAAAGGCUUCGACUACUUGCAGCAGCCUGUCUUGUCUAUUUCUAGAGUUUUCCCACAAAAGUUCUGAUUUUCAGCUGUAAUUUUGUCAUUUAAAAAAAAAAAAAGAAAAAUCAAAAUGACGAUGUUAAUCUUGUGAAUUAAGUAAAGGAUCUAAGACGUUUUCAUGUAGUGGUGAAUUUUUUUUUUCCUUUUGUGUUUUUGUUUUGAUUGGCAGAUACUGAUACUUCUUGUUCCACAACUGUCAGUGUUGCAGGUCUUUUUCCAUAUAGGUCUGGUUGAUAAUUUUAAAUAGCAAAAUCCUUUUCUCAAAUAAGCAUAAUAACAAUGGCAUUCAUGAUUGGUGUCUUCUAGUGAGCUUGAACCAUUCUUUAGUUAUGCAGAUUUGCAAGGUUACUAAUUGUUUCUGUCGCACAUUUUUAUCCUGCGUCUCCAGCAGUUAAAUUUUUUGUAGCACAGGCUGAAAGUGAGUGUUGUUCACCUAUUAGUGAAGAAAAUAAACAGAAAGGGCUCAUUUGUAUGGACCAAUUCAGGAUGAAGAGUGUUGGGAUUAGGGGAAUUUUUUUUUUUUUUUUUCAUAAAUGAUUUUGAGGGCUUUCAUGUGUGAAGUUUGCACCUUAUUAUUUUGGUGAAAAACUUGAGGGUUGCAUGAACGCAGUUUUCUUCACCACCCACCCACCUCCUUUCUUUUUUUCUUUGCUUUUAUUGAAUAUUACUUAAUGUCAAUGAUCUUUCUUUGCAAUAUUUGAUGUACAAAGAUAGAAAAUGUGGAUCUAAACUAUAAGCACACCACAGUGUGGUUGUGUUUGUGUGUGCGUUUGAGAAUGUGUGUGCUGGCAUGUGCAUGGUCAUGCAUGCACCUGCACCGGUAAAUGGAAAAGUGUAAUAGUCAUAACUUAUCUUUUUUUGAUCACAUGCCAGUGAAACCCACACCUUUGUGUCAUGAGACUUACGACAUGGCUUUGAGCAGCUAAAGGAUGUUUUCAUUCCAAGACAAAGGGAGUAGUUUCAUAUGUAUGUGAUGAAAAAAAAAAUCCUGCUAUGUAUUUGUUACUUCAUUUAGUUUGGAUGAAGUCUGAGUGAAUUUUUUGUGUAGCUAGACUACAGUCUAGUGGUUCACCAUGUAGUCAUGUACAGCCCUAAAACAAUUUUCACAAGAUUUUUUUUUAAACCACAUUUUUGAAGUUAUGCAUGAGUUUUAGUGAUUGUGUAUUGGUCCAUUGUUAAUAAAAUUAUCUAGCGCUGUUAUCAGGAGUCAAUGAAAGUUAUUGAAAGAAAACCUGCAUCAUUUUGGCAGCCAAUCUUAUUUAAAAAACAAAUAAAACUUAUGUGAUUACUUCACAAAUGGUUUACAGUAGUAUGUUAGAGCUGCAUUGCCUAUUCUGGAAAGGUUUUGUUUCUCCUUAUGCUUGAGUUUUUGUCAUCCAUGACUGAUGGAUAACUGCUCUUGGGUAUGCAGACAGAUUUUGCUUAUUGCCACACAUUAGAUUUUGGCCAACCCAACUGUCACCUUUUUUUUUUUAACCCAUUGUUCCCAUGCAUACUAUGUGCCAUCAGUUUCAGUGAAGGUAUCUUGUAUCAUCCAAUUUAGUUUCAGUGAAGAUAUUUUGUAUCAUCUAAUUUAGUUUCAUGCAAUCAUGUAGUGCUCUGCUCUCACUGCACCUUAUUUUAACCUUCAUUUUUUGGCUGGGAAGAGCAUUGCUUCUGUGACCAAAACACCAUCAUGUGUAAUUUGUAUACUUCUAAAAAACUAGACACCUGGCUUUUCUCCAUGUGUGUGUGGGUUUUUUUAAAAUUAAACAAUGUGGACAACACUUAACAGUGAGACAUGUCACUCGCUGCUGUGACAGUUCCCUCCUCCCCCACCACAAUAUCAGAAGGGAAUGAGCUGGAUGGGGGAAGUAUGCUUGUUGCAAAUUGUUCUCGACAUUUGUAUUGACGUGUUUUCAGUAAUAAAUUGCUUGCUAUUU
This is a messenger RNA of Pomacea canaliculata, 5691 nucleotides long. Its product is annotated as transcriptional repressor p66 alpha-like. Gene Ontology annotation, biological process: negative regulation of transcription by RNA polymerase II. Gene Ontology annotation, cellular component: NuRD complex. The record is from RefSeq and is a predicted model, not a curated record. The transcript has 5 exons. Lineage: Eukaryota; Metazoa; Mollusca; Gastropoda; Architaenioglossa; Ampullariidae. The coding region runs from base 684 to 2915 and encodes 743 amino acids.